This is a messenger RNA of Mauremys reevesii (Reeves's turtle), 2530 nucleotides long. It is a transcript of the gene SLC24A5, whose product is annotated as solute carrier family 24 member 5. The transcript has 9 exons. The record is from RefSeq and is a predicted model, not a curated record. Bases 286 to 1800 code for a protein of 504 amino acids. Gene Ontology annotation, molecular function: calcium, potassium:sodium antiporter activity; calcium channel activity. Lineage: Eukaryota; Metazoa; Chordata; Testudines; Geoemydidae. Gene Ontology annotation, biological process: calcium ion transmembrane transport; intracellular calcium ion homeostasis; melanocyte differentiation. Gene Ontology annotation, cellular component: membrane.
GCCACCCCGCGGGACCAGCGAGGGCCCGAAACUCAGCCCCACCUGCCAGCAGCACCCCGGCGUGGUGCGCCUCCCGCUCGGGCCAGGGCAGGCAGCCCGCGGUCCGGGCCGCCGGGAGAACGAACCCGGCUCUGGCGGCAUCGAGCCUGGGCUGCAGCAGGAGGCGAGCUCCCCCCCCCCCCGCCCGGGGGAAGCGGCCAAAACCGCCCCCUCACAUGAUCCCGCCGGCCCCUAAUCCCCUCUGCGCCUCCCCCGGCCGCUCAGUGCGAGGCUGAGGCCGGCGCGAUGAAGGGAGGCUGGAGGAAGCGGGCAAGAGGCGGCCGGGCAGCCUCCGUCCUGCUGCUCCUGGGGGCUCUGGCCGCCUUCCAGCUGCCUCGCAGGGGCGCUGCCGCCCAGCGGCUCCGCGGGGACACAGAAAAUAAAACCCAAUGCAUCCCCCCUCCCUCAUCGGAAUUUCCUGACGCAUUUUUUACACAACAGGAGAGAGAAGAUGGGGGGAUCAUUAUCUAUUUCAUAAUUAUCCUUUACAUGUUUGUGGCUGUAUCCAUUGUGUGUGAUGAUUACUUCCUUCCUUCUCUAGAGAUCAUUAGUGAAUCCCUUGGCCUCUCUCAGGAUGUUGCUGGAGCAACUUUUAUGGCAGCUGGUAGCUCUGCUCCUGAAUUGGUCACUGCUUUUCUAGGGGUAUUCGUGACAAAGGGAGACAUUGGAGUUAGCACCAUCCUUGGAUCUGCAAUCUAUAACCUUCUUGGUAUCUGUGCAGCUUGUGGGUUGUUAUCUAGCGUGGUUUCGAGGCUGUCUUGUUGGCCACUGUUUCGAGAUUGUUUUGCAUAUGCAAUUAGUGCAGCAGCAGUCUUUGCAAUGAUAUUUGACAGCAGAAUUUACUGGUAUGAAGGUGCUUCCCUGCUGCUGAUUUAUGGGUUAUAUAUUCUGGUGCUGUGUUUUGAUAUUAAAAUCAAUCAAUAUAUUAUGAAGAAGUUUAGUCCCUGCUGUACUUGUUUUGCAAAAGCUAUGGAAGAAAACACUGAACAGCAGCCAUUAAUUGGCUGGAAAGAAGAAUGUGAACCACUAAUUUGUCGACAAUCAAGAACCGAUAGUGGAAUUUUUCAUGAUGAAUCAGACUACUCACAGCUUUCUAUAAGUUUACAUGGGCUUGAUGAAAUUUCUGAAGAUCCUCCAAGUGUCUUCACCAUACCUGAAGCAGAUUUAAAACGAAUUCUCUGGGUAUUAUCUCUUCCUAUUAUUACACUACUCUAUUUGACCACACCAGACUGCAGAAGACACUUUUGGAAAAACUGGUUCAUGGUGACAUUUUUCAUGUCAGCUGUAUGGAUUUCUGCAUUUACAUAUGUUCUUGUAUGGAUGGUAACAAUAGUGGGGGAUACGCUGGCAAUUCCAGAGACAGUAAUGGGUCUUACAUUACUAGCAGCAGGGACAAGCAUACCAGACACAGUUGCAAGCGUACUGGUGGCUAGGAAAGGAAAAGGAGAUAUGGCUAUGUCUAACAUUGUAGGAUCCAAUGUAUUCGAUAUGCUGUGUUUGGGAUUACCUUGGUUUAUAAAAACUGCCUUCAUAGAUACAUCAGCACCUGUGGAAGUGAAUAGCAGUGGUUUGACUUACACAGCUGUUUCUCUCAUUUGUUCCAUUAUUUUUAUUUUUCUGGCAGUUCACCUGAAUGGCUGGAAGUUAGAUAAAAAACUGGGAGCAAUCUGUCUAGUAAUGUACUUAGCAUUUGUUAUAGUGUCAAUUUUAUAUGAACUUGGGAUCAUAGGGAACAAUCCUGUAAAGGUCUGUGGCGGCUAGUUUUAGCCAGUGACUGUACUGAGGAAGACACAAAACAAUGAGAGAGGAUCAAUUUCUUCAUUUAGUCAAAUAAAAAAAUCCAAAACUCCCUUUGGGCUCUAAAACUUAUUUACAGAAGUUCUAAAUCAUGGCAUAAAAGUAAUCUUAAAAAUAAAACAACAUCACAGCCUAAUUGGAGCCCUUUCUUUUAGAGUCAAGAAUUACAGUGUGACUACAAUGCAUAUAUAAAACCAAAAUUCUGGAAGGGACAUCUAAUUUUUUUACAUUACAAUGUUGAUACGAGCUGGGGGAAAUCUGAAACACUAAACAAAUCCCACUAUGCAAUCUUGAGAACAGAGAAAAUGGCUUAUUUUAUUAAAAACAGUAUAACCAUUCAUUUAAACUGAAUGACUAGAGACACUUGGCCUAAUUUUCCAGAGGUGCCAAGCAUCCACAGCUUCCACUGUCUUUAAGGGGACUGCAGGUGUUCAGUACCUCUGAAAAUCGGGCAAACUGUCCUUAAAAACCAAACAUAGUAAGAUUUAGUUAACAAGAAUCACAGUAUAUUAAACACUAUACUGUUAAAGGCUGGUGGGAUUUAAAAGUUUGUUUUUACUGCUUUUGUAAGCAUACAAUGUUACUAAAAAUGACUUACUAGGAUAUAGAAGCUAAACAGACAUAGGAAUGUUCCUGAACACAGUUUUAAAUUAUGCAUUGCGAUCCAAGCGUACAUCAAUUUCUCUGCCAUUGA